Molecule: messenger RNA, 1892 nt
Organism: Impatiens glandulifera
Lineage: Eukaryota; Viridiplantae; Streptophyta; Magnoliopsida; Ericales; Balsaminaceae
Product: methylmalonate-semialdehyde dehydrogenase [acylating], mitochondrial
Exons: 19
Coding region: 115-1734 (539 amino acids)
Biological process (GO): L-valine catabolic process; thymine catabolic process
Cellular component (GO): mitochondrion
Molecular function (GO): malonate-semialdehyde dehydrogenase (acetylating, [NAD(P)+]) activity; methylmalonate-semialdehyde dehydrogenase (acylating, NAD+) activity
Source: RefSeq, a predicted model, not a curated record
AGACAAUAAAAACAUUUCAUCGGUUUAUAUACCAGCCAGAGAGAGAGAGAGAGAGAGAGAGGCCGACUGUGACAGUCGAAUUCAGACGUCGGAAUUCAGAACUGAACUUGAAGGAUGCUAAGAGUUUCGCUGCUCAGGCGAGUUGGUACUUUACGGUCAUUCAAUCCUCAGAUCUUCUGUUUAAGCAAUUCUCAUCUCUCAACCGCCGCCGAACCGUCAAUGAAGCUCCGCAAUCCUCCUAGAGUUCCAAACCUUAUUGGUGGUAGCUUUGUGGAUUCCAAAUCGAAUUCAUUGAUAGAUGUGUUGAAUCCAGCAACACAAGAAGUAGUUUCUCAAAUUCCAUUGACUACAAAUGAAGAAUUUAAAGCUGCUGUAUCAGCAGCCAAGAAAGCUUUUCCAUUAUGGAGGAACACGCCAGUUACUACUCGCCAACGUAUUAUGCUCAAGCUACAAGAGCUGAUCAGAAGAGACAUGGAUAAGCUUGCUUUGAAUAUCACCACUGAGCAGGGGAAAACUUUGAAAGACGCACAGGGGGAUGUUUUCCGUGGGCUAGAGGUGGUAGAACAUGCUUGUGGAAUGGGGACAUUGCAAAUGGGGGAGUUUGUUUCCAAUGUAUCGAAUGGGAUUGACACGUACAGCAUACGAGAGCCACUUGGAAUUUGUGCUGGAAUCUGUCCUUUCAAUUUCCCAGCAAUGAUUCCUUUAUGGAUGUUUCCUGUUGCAGUUACAUGUGGUAACACCUUUAUUCUAAAGCCAUCAGAGAAAGAUCCGGGGGCUUCCAUGUUGCUUGCACAAUUAGCAAUGGAGGCUGGUUUACCUGAUGGUGUUUUGAAUAUCGUUCAUGGAACCCAUGACGUUGUUAAUGCUAUUUGCGAUGAUGACGAUAUCAAAGCCAUAUCAUUUGUUGGUUCAAACACAGCUGGAAUGCAUAUAUACGGAAGAGCAUCAGCUAAAGGAAAACGUGUUCAGUCUAAUAUGGGAGCGAAGAACCAUGGAGUUGUUGUACCUGAUGCAAACAUGGAUGCUACAUUAAAUGCUUUAAUAGCUGCUGGGUUUGGUGCUGCAGGACAAAGAUGCAUGGCACUUAGUACCGUGGUGUUUGUUGGUGACUCAAAGCCAUGGGAAGAUAAAUUAGUGGAGCGUGCCAAGGCACUUAAGGUUAAUGCUGGAACUGUUCCUGAUGCUGAUCUUGGUCCAGUGAUCAGCAAAGAGGCAAAGGAACGGGUGUGCAGGUUGAUACAAAGUGGUGUUGAAAGUGGUGCUAAAUUACUGCUCGAUGGAAGAGAUAUCUUGGUUCCGGGAUAUGAAAAAGGAAACUUUAUUGGGCCGACAAUCUUGUCUGGUGUCACUUCCGAUAUGGAGUGUUACAAGGAAGAGAUAUUUGGCCCAGUUCUUCUAUGCAUGCAGGCUGACAGCUUAGAAGAGGCAAUAGAAAUUGUCAACAGAAAUAAGUAUGGAAAUGGAGCGGCUAUAUUUACCACCUCGGGUGCAACCGCUAGAAAAUUCCAAACAGAUAUCGAGGCUGGUCAGGUUGGUAUAAACGUGCCGAUUCCAGUUCCUUUGCCUUUCUUCUCGUUUACUGGCUCGAAGGCAUCUUUUGCCGGUGAUUUGAACUUUUAUGGAAAAGCUGGAGUUCAGUUUUUUACACAGAUUAAGACAGUAACUCAACAAUGGAAGGAUUUACCAAGUGGACCUGGAGUUUCUCUAGCUAUGCCUACUUCUCAAAAGUCUUAAUUAUUAUUAUGUAUGGAAGGCUAAUAAUAAUAAUAAUAAUAAUAUUUCCUUUUGAAAAAAGGGUAAAUAAAUGAUAUUAUGUUCAAAACAAUAAUAGGUGCCAACCUUUUUUCUAGGACUAUUUGGAGGUAGUUUUAAUCUUUUUUUUAACAAUAGUA